AUGGAGGGGAGAGGAUGGAAGGACACGACGGUCGACUACAACGACGACGGCAACGAAGAGGAUCGGGGAUCGUGCGAGGACCGAGGGGCGAGGCGGUGGAGGAUCGAUGAAGCGGUUCGUGGUCCUUUGUCGAAGACAGGGUCACGUCAUUCGGCACCGGGGUUCUCGAGAGUCGGUCUGGUCGAGUGGACUCGGGUUCAGGAUAUCGGUGCUUGGGCGGAGCAGCGACAAUGUAGCGGUGGGCGUCGGGGAAGGUUCUCGUGGGCGAUGGGCGUCGUCGGGAGAAGGGUAGGUUUGUUCUUGGAGGGCGAAAAUGAGAACAAGGGGUUUGAGCGAUGGGCGUUCGGACUCUAG
This is a messenger RNA of Colletotrichum abscissum, 354 nucleotides long. RefSeq lists its product as uncharacterized. NCBI's taxonomy places the organism in Eukaryota, Fungi, Ascomycota, Sordariomycetes, Glomerellales, Glomerellaceae. The transcript has a single exon. Bases 1 to 354 code for a protein of 117 amino acids. The record is from RefSeq and is a predicted model, not a curated record.